Messenger RNA from Melanotaenia boesemani (Boeseman's rainbowfish), 1940 nucleotides. RefSeq names its product DNA fragmentation factor, alpha polypeptide (gene dffa). The coding region runs from base 80 to 1036 and encodes 318 amino acids. The record is from RefSeq and is a predicted model, not a curated record. Gene Ontology annotation, biological process: apoptotic process; regulation of apoptotic process. NCBI's taxonomy places the organism in Eukaryota, Metazoa, Chordata, Actinopteri, Atheriniformes, Melanotaeniidae. The transcript has 6 exons.
UUCCGUGUUGAACGAGAGAGAAGUAAUUGAUAGUAAGGUAAAAGAAACAAGGCGAUAGCGUCUGAACCCAAAGCCCAUAAUGACAGAUGUAAAACCGUGUAAAGUGUGCAAUUUCACACGACAGAAAUCAUACGGAGUAGUUGUUCCCUCAUUGGAGGAGCUAAAGAAAAAAGGACACGAGUUUCUUGGGUUCAGCCCCGGUGACCCAGUCACAGUGGUCUUAGAAAAUGAUGGGACGAUAGUGGAGGAUCAAGCCUACUUUUUGUGUUUACCCUCAAACACUAAGUUCAUGCUCUUGCAUGACAAGGAGAGAUGGGUUCCAGUUCGCAGAAUUGAUGGUGGCACGGCUUGGAUGACGAGGGAGUCUGUGGUGCUGGACACUGAUACUGUGGACAGUACUGUACCACCCUGGUCAGACCUGGCUCAGCAGCUGAAGCAGGAUUUGACCAGUGUCAUUCUUAUGUCUGAAGCAGAUCUACAGAUCUUAGUAGAUGCGCCAUGUUCUGAACUGGCCUCUGCUUUGGGCUUCCAAGAGAAAAAGGCUCAGAACCUUCAGGAGACUUUGCAGAAGGUUUUGGACCGAAGGGAGGAGGUGAGGCAGUCCAAAGAACUGCUCCAGCUUUAUCUCAAAGCUGUGGAGAAAGAAGAACAAAUGCAAGGGGAACCAAGCCAGCUCGUCCAGGAAGGUGCUGGACAUUUGGAUUUGCCGGAUGGAAUGGAGGUGGACUCUGCAUCUGGAAUCAUGUCCAGGACAUUGAUGGUCCUGAAAGGAAAAACAAGCCCAGAGACCAGGCUUUCCACUGAGGAUCUGCAGAUGGUGGUUACCAGAGGGGUGGAUGCCAUGCAGCAAGUGCUGGGGUGGGACUCGGUGAGGACAUCUGUGUUGCUGCAGGCAUGUGAAACUGAACUGUCCACACGUCUCAAGCAGAUUCAGGCCAUGCAAUCCAUCAGCACCACACAGCUGGACAGCAGCAGACAGUCGGAAGUGACGAGCGAAGAGGAGGAUGCAGAAACGCCAGCCCAAGAAAGCACCUAGAAUGAGACUCUACCUGAGCAGAGACUGAUAAGAAUUCAUACUACCUGCCUCAGGGUCAGUAGAAUGAGCCUUGCCUCAUGUUAAUGUUUAUGCCUGUACUACUGGAAUACAUGAAUGUUAACGAUGUUGACAUUUGCGUCACUUUGUAAAAUUUGCAAAUUACUUGAAUGCUUUAUGGCUCAGGAAGAAGUAUGGUGAGUCAUGCUUUUUCAAAGAUAUGAUGACAUUAACCACUUGCAUCUACUUUCUGGUGGCUUAUUUUAGAUGAGUGUAAUGUGAUGAUGACUAAAGAGGAAUAGGUUCAUGUGAAACUUAGAGACUAAUCUGUUUAGCUUAGCAUUGAGACCAGAAAGAGUGAACAGCUAGCCUGGCUCUGUCUAAAGGUAACACAAUCUGCAACCCAACAUAAAUUAACAAAUAAAUAUUUUUGUAGUUUCUCUCCUUGUUCACUUUAUGGCAAAACAGUUGUAAUACUUGUAAAAAAAAGAAAAAAACCCUGUGUCCCUCAUAACUGCAGUCCACUGCUUGCCUUUCUGCAUAUUUAUCAGCCAGUGAGCUUUAGGACAGAGUUUAUUUUUUAGCAUUUGAAUAAAGUCAGACUAGCUGUUUUUCUAUGUUUCAGUCCUUUUCUGAGCUUGGCUGUCUGCAUUUAGCUUCCUGUUUAGCAGACAGAUAUGAAAGUGAUGUCAGUUUUCUCAUAAAUUUAGGCAAGAACACGUAAAGGAUGCGGAACAAGUUCUUCAGGUAUUUAUUGAGACUGCUACUCCUUUAAUUGACUGCAGUAUUAUUGCUUUAUUUUUCUAUUUUUUGCUGUCCCUCAAACACUCCCAGUAAAGAAUAAAGAUGGAAGAUGCACACUAUAUUUUAUUAGAUGCAAUGCUUAAAUAAAGAAAACUGAUAAGUA